AUGUUUGAGAUCAUAGUAAGCGGUUACAUGCUUUCUCGCACUAAGCACUAUAUCUCCACCACUCAGCAUGGAUUUAUGCCAGGCCGCUCUGUUUGCACCAACCUAUUAGAGUUCACUUCAUCGUGUAUUUCGCAGAUGGAACAGAAAGCUCAGGUAGACGCGAUUUACACCGAUAUCAAAACUGCUUUCGAUCGUUUGGACCAUACGAUGCUCCUGUGUAAAAUCUCGCGCUUAGGUGCUUCCCAUCAGUUCGUUGAAUGGCUAAGCUCAUAUCUUCGUGGAAGAGUUCUACGCGUAAAACUCGGUUCAAGUUUAUCAUCGCAAUUCACCAACAAGUCAGGAGUUCCCCAAGGAAGCGACAUGGGGCCCUUGUUAUUUGCACUGUUUUUCAAUGACGUGACACUGCUGCUAGGUGACGGCUGCAAGCUGGUUACGGUUAACCAAAUUUACGCAAAAUUCGUUUCAAACUUUUUGCGUGACGAGCAGUACCUUACGGGAAUAGAAACCUACGAUGUCCAGGGCGGAUUACCAACCACGUUGCAAUGUUUGCUGGAUACGAUUGACAAACCUUUAGUGCUGUACACUUUUCAGGAAUUUCAGAAAGGUAAAAAUAAAUCUGCAUUCAGAAACAUAAACGGCUACUCUCAACUAGAGACAUUUGUAACACGAGGAACGUACGAAACUUUCAAAUCAUCUUUAAUUCCAAGUGUGGCACGAAUAAAUCCUCUGGCUCAACUGAUUGCGACCGGAAGAUAUAUAACGAGGCAGCAAGUUGUCAACCUUUUUCGCGUAGCAUGGGUGGAAUAUUCAAUGCCCAACAUAGUUCUGUUGAACAGAGUGGACAACGUGUCCACUGAAUCGUGUGUAUUAAAUCCGUUUCUCACAGAACCGCGUACAAUAGAUGAACGAAACGUUCAUUGUCAGGUUAUGCAAACACUGGAGGAUAUUGAACCAGGAAUAACUCAUACAAGACAAUUCUUACUCAACCGAGCACAAAACCUUCAUCGUUAUCCGCUACGAAUCGCCAUUGGAAACGUGGAGCUAAUGUCACAACCUAUCUACAAUAAGAACAAAACGCUCGUACGUUUCAGUUUUCUUGACGGAGAGAUUGUAGAUAUAAUGCGGAGAAGGAUGAACUUCACGGCGGAAUUUGUUAUACUGCCCAGUCAGUUAUCGACAGGAUUCGUGUACCCGAACGGUUCUUUGGGAGGUUCCCUAAGUUUGAUAGAAAGCGGCCAGAUCGACUUGGCUGCUAACUCUCGCAUUAUUCACAUCUACCAAACCAAAAACGUUCAAUAUCUGCAGUAUCUGAUGACGACCAAGUUAGUGUUCAUAGUUCCGAAAAACUUCUAUCAAUCUCGCAGUCGCGAUCGAGUAUUUUUCAAUUCUUUUACGUGGACUUUCUAUGCCAUCAACGUUGCUUUAGCGGUUAUAUUUCCAAUGGUACUCAGGAUGACUAAUUACCACUCGUCCAAUACUCGGAAGGAAACUUAUGCGGUAGCGGUAAUGCGCAUCCUUGCCAUCACCCUAGCGGUCUCCACAAAGCUGCCGAACCGCUCGCAAGCGCGAGUUGCUAUCUGGGGAAUCCUAAUAUAUAACCUGGUAUCGUAUUCGAUUUGGCAAGCUGUUAUAAUAAAGCGUCUUAACUCCAACAAUGACAAAAUGGACGACAUUCAGGAUCUCGCCGAAUUACUGGAUAGCAAUCUCAAGCUCAAAAUACCAGUCGCUUACGGUCAAUUCGUUCGGCCCGAUGCUAGUGAGUUUUCCGGAAUGAGUAUUCUACAAAAGAAGCUGUACCAGGAGGCGACUGUGGCGAAUAACAAUGUUACCGGGGCUGUGCUUAUAGCUGACAUGGUGCAUUUCCGUGCAUCGGCCGUGCUCAUACACGACAUUCGGUCGGAUGUGGUCAAAUCCCGGUUUUACGAUGAUACGCAGCUGCAGAGUUUCAUACACGUGAUCAACGAUCAUGUGUUCGAAUUUUACACGGCGAUGGCACUGCCCAAGAAAUCCCUUCUGGUGGACCGCUUUAACCAGAUAACGAAGCGUUGUGUUGAAAGUGGCAUCGUAGUGAACCAGCUUGCGAAGAUUCCACUGAAAGGGCAGCUGUAUCAGAUCCAAAGAAACAGAAAUAAUACGGGAUUCAACGGGGCGGUUGGUGCGAAACGGUUCGAGUUACACGUCUUGAGAUAUGUGUUCUAUUGCUACUUUGGGUUGAAUGGCUUAGCCAUUGUGGUAUUUCUGGGGGAAAUCUUUGUGCAUAGAAUGUUUCGGCGGAAAGUGUUGCUGCGUGGUAAAGCUGCUGGCAGAACUAUUCGAGGCAGAAAAUAUAUUAGACGGGUCGAAAAUAAAUUGAAACAAAUUAGACAAUCGCGUUGUCUUGAUGUUCGUUAG
Messenger RNA from Wyeomyia smithii (pitcher-plant mosquito), 2391 nucleotides. RefSeq lists its product as uncharacterized. The coding region runs from base 1 to 2391 and encodes 796 amino acids. The transcript has 3 exons. The record is from RefSeq and is a predicted model, not a curated record. NCBI's taxonomy places the organism in Eukaryota, Metazoa, Arthropoda, Insecta, Diptera, Culicidae.